Molecule: messenger RNA, 1767 nt
Organism: Pollicipes pollicipes
Lineage: Eukaryota; Metazoa; Arthropoda; Thecostraca; Pollicipedomorpha; Pollicipedidae
Product: calreticulin-like
Biological process (GO): ERAD pathway; protein folding
Cellular component (GO): endoplasmic reticulum; endoplasmic reticulum membrane
Molecular function (GO): calcium ion binding
Source: RefSeq, a predicted model, not a curated record
GCCGGCUAGAGCGGCGAGGGUUACCGGCAUUCGUCUGUUGGGCCGGAUGGGUGUGGGGCGCGCAUGUUAGAUACGAAAAUGAAAGUCCUUCUUCUUGUUGCCCUCUUCUCGCUCGCGCGCAGCGAAGUAUUUUUUCAGGACAAAUUCGCCGACGGAGAUGAAUGGGAGAGCCGAUGGGUGCUGUCGGAACACUCCAAGGACAAUGGCAAAUUUUUGCUAAGUGCUGGGAAAUACUUCUCAGACAAAGAAGAGGACAAAGGGCUCAAAACAUCAGAAGAUGCCAAGUUCUAUGCAAUUUCUGCAAAGUUCCCAGCAGUGUCCAACAAAGACAAGACAUUUGUUGCCCAGCUGUCUGUGAAGCAUGAACAGAAUAUUGAUUGUGGUGGAGGAUACAUCAAGCUGUUCCCCAGCUCUCUUGACCAAAAGGACAUGCAUGGAGAAUCUCCCUAUGCUAUCAUGUUUGGCCCUGACAUUUGUGGUCCAGGCACCAAGAAAGUGCAUGUCAUCUUCAAUUAUAAUGGCAAGAAUCACCUGAUCAAGAAAGAUAUCCGUUGCAAAGAUGAUGUAUACACGCAUGUGUACACCCUCAUUCUCAAGUCUGACAAUACCUACGAGGUGCUCAUUGACAAUGAGAAAGUGGAAUCUGGUGACCUGGAGGGUGAUUGGGACAUGCUCCCACCGAAGACCAUCAAGGAUCCAGAGGCCAAGAAGCCCGAAGACUGGGAUGACCGCGAGAAGAUCGAUGACCCAGAGGACAAGAAGCCGGAGGACUGGGACCAGCCAGAGCACAUCCCUGACCCGGAUGCCACCAAGCCUGAGGAUUGGAACGAAGACAUGGAUGGCGAGUGGGAACCUCCGAUGAUUGACAACCCCGAUUACAAGGGCGAGUGGAAGCCGCGCCAGAUCGACAACCCGGAGUACAAGGGCAAGUGGGUGCACCCCAUGAUCGACAACCCCGAGUACGAGGCGGAUGACACUCUGUACCUGUAUGAGGACAUCGGCGUGGUGGGUCUCGACCUGUGGCAGGUCAAGUCGGGCACCAUCUUCGACAAUCUGCUCAUCACCGACGACGUCGAGGCGGCCAAGGCUGAUGCUGAGGCAGUGCUGAAGCGGGUGGAAGGUGAGAAGAAGAUGAAGGAGGCCGAGGAGGAGGAGGAGCGUCAGCGGCUGAAGGAGGAAGCUGACAAGGCAAAGGACGAAGAAGGUGAUGAGGAUGAGGAUGAAGAGGACGAGGAGGAUGACGACAAGAAGUUGGAUGACGAGGAUGAUGUGCUUGAGGCGCAUGACGAGCUGUAAAGCAGUGUUCUAGUGCAAACUGUCAUAUUUAAACCGUGAUAUAUUGUCCUCGUGUGGAGCUUCACUGUUGUCGGGGCAUCCCCGGCGUUGCACGCCUCCAGGUCUUGAUGUUCAGGAAUACGAGGGCAGCCAGCUGACAUUGAGAGAUAAGCAUGUUGUUAUGGCUGCAGUGAGCAUCUUGUAUGAAAGUGGAGGCAUAGUGGUGAAAAACUGGUGCGUGCGUGAAGCAUUCUCAUGUCUUGUCCCUUUGGGUGGGCGGGAUUUUAAUUGGGGGUCUCGCGCCGCUGUGACAUUUCGCGUCUGCAUGUGAACGAAGUACGCGGGGCGCGCAAACUGCACGUUUUUUGUGUUGUGGAGUAUUCUUGUUUUAUUAUUCACAAUAGUGACUGUUCCACCUGUGUCCGAAGGAAAACAUUUCAGUUACUCCAGAGAUUUGUUCGCUGCGUGCUCAAUACAGGAAUUGUGUUGGUG